This is a messenger RNA of Numida meleagris (helmeted guineafowl), 4064 nucleotides long. Its product is annotated as C-C chemokine receptor type 5-like. Gene Ontology annotation, cellular component: membrane; cytoplasm. Gene Ontology annotation, molecular function: C-C chemokine receptor activity. The transcript has a single exon. Gene Ontology annotation, biological process: positive regulation of monocyte chemotaxis; chemotaxis; inflammatory response. The record is from RefSeq and is a predicted model, not a curated record. The annotation marks the transcript as partial. Lineage: Eukaryota; Metazoa; Chordata; Aves; Galliformes; Numididae.
UUCUACAGCGGCAUCUUCUUCAUAAUCCUGUUGACCAUAGACAGGUAUCUGGCCAUAGUUCACGCAGUGUUUGCUUUAAAAGCUAGGACAGUGACCUACGGCAUCCUCACCAGCAUUGUCACGUGGGCUGUUGCUCUUUUUGCCUCUGUUCCUGGAAUAGUAUUUCACAAAACCCAAAAGGAAAAUUCACGGUAUACAUGCAGUGCUCAUUAUCCAUCAGACCAGAGAGAUGAAUGGAAGCAAUUCCUGGCCUUAAAGAUGAACAUCCUAGGACUUGUUAUUCCUAUGCUCAUUAUGAUUUGCAGCUACACACAAAUUAUAAAGACAUUGCUACAAUGUAGGAAUGAGAAGAAAAAUAAAGCAGUCAGGCUUAUUUUUAUCAUCAUGAUUGUAUACUUCUUUUUCUGGGCACCAUACAACAUUUGUAUUCUCUUGCGUGAUUUUCAAGAUUCAUUUUCUAUCACUAGUUGUGAAAUCAGUGGUCAACUGCACAAAGCAACCCAAGUGACUGAAACAAUUUCAAUGAUCCACUGCUGUAUCAAUCCUGUGAUUUAUGCCUUUGCUGGAGAAAAAUUUAGGAAGUAUCUUCAUAGCUUUUUCCGAAAGCAGAUUGCAUCCCACUUGUCUAAAUAUUGUCCAGUCUUCUAUGCCGAUACAGCUGAACGAGCUAGCUCUACCUACACACAGUCUACUGGAGAGCAAGAAGUUUCUGCUGCAUUGUAAGUUGUGCCUAGCAAAAAAGCGGAACUGACUUUUUUGAAGUCAAGUCUAUGACGAAAGCCUGGAGAAUCUCUUCUGGAUACUGUCUCUAAUGUAUCUGCAAAAGGUCAUGGCACACAUAACUAUCAAAGCUUUCAUUUGCUCAUAACAGUGGGGAAUUGUACAUAAAUGAAAUGGAUGUAUCAAAUUAGCUAUGUAGAUAUAGUAACACAGGAUUGUGUGGCAAAAAAAAAAAAGGAAAAAAAAGCUUUUUUUUUUGUGAAUGUAGAAGCAUAGUUAUGUGCUACAGAGACCAGAAACAUACCUAAGCUGAGAGUCUAACCUAGCAGACUUAUAAACUGAUCUUUUGAAGUGAACUAGAGAUUAGAAAAUGAUAUUGCUUCUUUGGAAACAUCUGUUCACCAUACUUUACACAAGAUAUUUCAUUCAUUUAAACUGUCUUGGUCCUAUUUUUAUUAGCCUGGUUGCAUAAAUUUUUGAGGACUGUGAUGAAGAAUCUUUACAAUCGGUAUGGGAAAAUUUUAUGCAUUUUGAAAAGAUUCCAAUAUUUCAAGGCAUACUUUCCUUUGUGUAUGGUUGACUACCAGCCUUUCAGAUCUUCCUCAUAAUAAUCUAACAAUAGUCUGAGCUACUAAGUGUUGCCAUCUAAGUUAAUUAGGAGUUUGAUAUUUCAGAGUGCUCUUUAAUAAACUGUGGUUUUAUAUACUACUUAUAUUAACAAUGAGUACAAUGCUCUAUCAUUGAUCAGAAAAUCAACAUGUUUACAAUAUUUUAAAAAUAAAGAAUAUAUACAGAGCUUUAACCAGGCUGGAUAAGGUGCAGAUAAUGACUCAAUAGAGUUGUUUUAGUUUCUUAGUGCAGUGAUUUUGUUUGUCAUUUUUUUAGUCUACGUAAAAUAACAGCUUUAAAAUGUGACAUUCAUGCAACGGUAAUGGCUGCAAGAACACCACAGCAUUAAAGGUGUGAAAAUGUUUCACCCAGAUCUUUUUAAAGAUAAGAACAUGCUAUAGACAUUUUUCAAAACAAACACACACACAAAAAAGUAAAAGGAUUCACUGAUCCACAGAGCCAAAAAAAUAUAGCAUCUCUCAUUUUUGAGGAAGGCAUCAUUUAGGGUCUAUGACUGUUUGGUUUUUUUUUCCUGCUUUGUGGGAGUUUUAUAUAAAGCAAAAGCUUCCAUAAUUCCUCCAUAUUUAGCAAGACUGAUGCUCAACUAUGACUGGGCUUUCCCUUAAAGUCAGAUCUGACAGAGCACCUGAACACAGAAAACGUGAAAUAAGGGGGUACUCAGGUGAUUAAGAUCAUACCUUUGUCAUGAUUCAAAUUGUUUUAGACCAAGUUUCCAUAGCAUUUCUAUAAUUUCUUACAUUUCCCCAAAUACAUUUGGUUUUGGACAACUCUGGAGAUGAGAAAUGAAAAUGAAUAUUUUAAUUGCUGUUCUUAUCCAGCAGGGUAAUGUCUGUUUCCUAAAUGCUCUGGAUAGCCUUUUUUUUUUUUUUUUUUAAAUAAAUUUUUCAAAUAAAUAAUUCAAAGAGUCCUAAAGAAAUUUUACAUUACCAAGUGCUCUUGAAGGCAGGAAGUGAAAUAGGGAAAUAUUUGCCUAUCAAGCCACUAGUUAUUGUGUUUUGUCACAUUAAGCACCACUUUUGGACUACUUCCACAUGGGAAGCAUAACAAAGCUAUACUACACUUUCAGAAGUUUUUUUUCAGCUGCACAUUCUUUUUUAAGACACUGUGCAGCAAUUACUACCAUCAGUAUAAGCAGAAAUUGGGUAAUUUCAACAUAAAAAGACAAACAUCUGCAUUUCUUUUCUAAAGAGGCAGGAAGCUACAUGCAGUAACAUAGCAAGGGUUGUUUGCGUGUGUGUGUGUUUUGUCUCUUCUAGAGUACUUUUAUAAAAUGCUUUCAUAUUUUAUUCUGCUCUUGGCAAGAAUUUUUAUUUGGAUCCUAAGAUACUUUGUCUUUAAGGAAUUACAUGUUAUAGAACGCUUGGGUGCCAAGUAGGGUAUUGAUUAGCUUUGCAGGAGCAAAGCGCAACAGUCAAACGUGCAAGAGCACACUGACAAGCUUUUCUGAGAGUAUGUAAAAAAAAGAGCCCCAGUCCUUUGCAGUGUUCUCUUCUACAGCAUGGAUCUUUCCGAGGGACAAGCAGUUUCCUCAGCACAGAGCUGAAAUGUAGAGAUUUGUGGCCUAACAGAUCAGCAGCUUAUCAAGAGCUUGUCACUUCUUAGACUCAUAGAACGGUUUGGGUUGGAAGGGACCUUUAAGAUCAUCUAGUUCCAACCCCCUGCUCUAGGCAGGGACACCUCCCUCUAGACCAGGCUGCUCAAAGCCCCAUCCAGCCUGGCCUUGAAUGCUUCCAGUAAGGGGGCAUCCACAACCUUCCCCACUGAGAAGGGACCGUACUUCAGCAAAUUACAAUAAGCCAGAUAUCAGUUACUGUAGUGAAAUUUGAUCCACAUUCAAGAAGAAAACAGAAAAUACAGUAUUUGGCAGCACUGGUGCAUCUAGUUAAAGACUUCCAAAGGACAGCCAUAUUUUGUACCAUGCAAUUCAAUAAAGGUGGUUAACUUUUGCACACAAGACUUCUCAAUCCUUUCACCCUCCUCCAUCUCCUUGUUUAGAAUAGCCUGUAAGAAUGAAAAAUGAAGAGAAAUCCCUCUUCAUAACAGGUUACUGUAAUGUCGAAAGAGCAGGCAGUCAAACUCAGGGGCUUACAAGCAAAGAACCAGCACCAUUUGGUAACACAGGGCCAUCGAACAACUUCAGUGCCCUGAAGUGAGGACUGCUUGUCCCUAAUUAUCUAUUAACAGACACACUAUUUUGGUUGAUAUUACAUUUGGUUGGUGCAUUAUUAGAGAUGGGAAGAGUGCUAUUUCACAGAUUGCCUCUUAACUCACUCAGAUCCUACCAAGUUAACUUUUUAGUAUGUUUAAUGUCUGCCUCUAGUGCCAGAGAAGCUGACCUCUGGCAACACCCUGAGCCUGCUCCUUUCUUAGGUUACGGUGCCAUCCCGUGGCCAAACGGUAACGCUUCCUGCUGCCGUCCUACAGUUCACUAGAAUUACUUUUUGUUGCUGCCCUUCCAAAACAUUUCUUUUCCAGAGAGGAUAUUCUAUCAAAAUGACCACUUCCAGUACGGGCAGUAUGGAAGCAACAGCAAGCGUUAGGAAACACUAAUGGCAACUAAAGAGUGGAGGCCAACUGAAAUCCAUGAAAGGGGAAGAGCAGAAGGAACGUGAGGACCCAUGUGAGGCGGCAGCUGCCGGCCACACCCAACCCCUACUCUCCACAGCGCCGCAAGCGCCCUCCCCGCCCUACGACGACGCCAACGCCUCCAACGG